Epithele typhae is the source of this 318-nucleotide messenger RNA. RefSeq lists its product as uncharacterized. The record is from RefSeq and is a predicted model, not a curated record. NCBI's taxonomy places the organism in Eukaryota, Fungi, Basidiomycota, Agaricomycetes, Polyporales, Epitheliaceae. The transcript has 2 exons. Bases 1 to 318 code for a protein of 105 amino acids.
AUGAAAGAGGGCGAGCUGGACGUGUACUGCCCCAGAUCCUUCCUGGAUGUGUACGCCGUACGCCACUGCCCCGGCGAAGAGCAAGGCAUCGGAGCGGCUCUCAUCCACUGUGUGCGCAGGCAGGUCCAGUAUGGACUCGACAUGGAUGUCAACGAGCCCAUCAACGCCGUCUCGAACGUGGACGAUGAAGAGCACGAGCCGGACAACGCGCCCGCGGCGAGCUCAAUGGAUGCGGACGCGGACAUCGAGCGGACGUACUCGAGGAUCUUCCUCACCGACGGGGUAGUGUACCUUCCUCCGUCCGCUCUCCGUCGUUGA